This is a messenger RNA of Oryzias melastigma (Indian medaka), 2914 nucleotides long. RefSeq names its product zinc finger protein 771-like. Bases 354 to 1706 code for a protein of 450 amino acids. Lineage: Eukaryota; Metazoa; Chordata; Actinopteri; Beloniformes; Adrianichthyidae. Gene Ontology annotation, cellular component: nucleus. Gene Ontology annotation, biological process: central nervous system development; regulation of transcription by RNA polymerase II. The record is from RefSeq and is a predicted model, not a curated record. Gene Ontology annotation, molecular function: RNA polymerase II cis-regulatory region sequence-specific DNA binding; DNA-binding transcription factor activity, RNA polymerase II-specific. The transcript has 2 exons.
CUGGAUAUCUGCUGGAAACCACAGCUUCAGCUCCACCACACCUUCCCCGGCAUUGUCUGAGUAAAGAUGAAGAUAACUGCAACCAAGCAGAGAAAUCUUGUGUUACACAGGACAAUCAAGAACCUCCAAAGGAUAAAGAACAAUGUGAAGGGCCGGAACCAUCACAGAAUUUAAAAGACCAUGUGGAACCAGAACUCUUUCAAAUUAAAGAGAAAAUACAAGAGAUACGACAACGUCCACAGACUGCAGAAGAUUGGGAAGUACUGGAACCAUCACAGUUUACAGAAUAUCAGGAGGAAUCAGAACCUUCUCUGGUUAAGGAAGAUCUGGAGGAACCAGAACCUCUGAAAGUCAUGGAAGUAGAGGAGGAACCAGAACCAUUUCUGUUUAAGGAAUAUCUGGAGGAACCAGAAACUUCUCUGGUUAAGGAAGAGCAGGAGGAACCAGAACCUUCUCUGGUUAAGGAAGAUCUGGAGGAACCAGAACCUUCUCUGGUUAAGGAAGAUCUGGAGGAACCAGAACCUUCUCUGGUUAAGGAAGAUCUGGAGGAACCAGAACCUCUGAAAGUCAUGGAAGUAGAGGAGGAACCAGAACCAUUUCUGUUUAAGGAAUAUCUGGAGGAACCAGAAACUUCUCUGGUUAAGGAAGAGCAGGAGGAACCAGAACCUUCUCUGGUUAAGGAAGAUCUGGAGGAACCAGAACCUUCUCUGGUUAAGGAAGAUCUGGAGGAACCAGAACCUUCUCUGGUUAAGGAAGAUCUGGAGGAACCAGAACCUCUGAAAGUCAUGGAAGUAGAGGAGGAACCAGAACCAUUUCUGUUUAAGGAAUAUCUGGAGGAACCAGAAACUUCUCUGGUUAAGGAAGAGCAGGAGGAACCAGAACUUCUAAAAGUCAUGGAAAUAGAGGAGGAACCAGAACCUUUUCUGUUUAAGGAAUAUCUGGAGGAACCAGAACCUUCUCUGGUUAAGGAAGAGCAGGAGGACCCAGAACCUCCACAGAUUAAGGAGGAGCAAGUUGAGCUGGGCAUCAGUCUGGAUGGAGAGCAGCUUGAUCUGAAGCAGGAGUCUGAUACCCUGAUGGAGGAGAACGUGUUUGUCGUGGGUGGUCCCAGAGAAGAGAAGUCCUUUUUCUGUCCAGAAUGCAAGAAAAGUUUUCGAAAUGGAUCGAACCUGAGAAUCCACCAGAGGACUCACACAGGAGAGAAGCCGUUUUCCUGCAAAGAAUGUCUCAAAUGUUUCAAUGAUAGUUCUAAUCUGAGAAGUCACAUGAGGACCCACACGGGAGAGAAGCCGUUCUCCUGUAAAGAAUGCCACAAAUGCUUUAAAGACAGUUCUAAUCUGAGAAGUCACAUGACGACCCACACGGGAGAGAGGCCGUUCUCCUGUGAAGAAUGCAGUAAAAGAUUUAGUCUUCGAUCUACUCUCAGAAUCCACAUGAGGAUCCACACGGGAGAGAAGCCCUUUUCCUGUAAAGUCUGCAACAAAAGCUUUAAUGUCAAGUCCUAUCUCAUAUCGCACAUGAGGACUCACACGGGAGAGAAGCCUUUUUCCUGUCAGGUGUGUCAAAGAAGUUUUAGUCAAAGUUCCAACCUCCGAAUCCACAUGUGGACCCACGCAGAAAAAAAGCCCUUUUCUUGUAAAGAAUGCGACAAAAGUUACAGUCAGAGAUCUCAUCUGAGAAAGCACAUGGAGAACCACAGAAGAUGACUUCUGCAGUAAAAGACUGAAGCUGCAGAUCAUAUUUAUGACAUUUUUUUUCCUCCUGUGGUGUGUUAUUGUCCGUGUUUGUAAGAUACUUUAUCUAAUCCUUGUGCUAUCUUCUGGGUCCAGAGGUUCCCUACACCGGACGCCAUUCUGGUGAGCAUAAACCAGUGAUUGUCGUAGCACGUCUUCUACCUCUUCGGCUCCCAGCCCUCUUUCCUGCCCCACUUGUCAUAUGUUUAGUCAGGAUCCCGACUUAUUUAGUGAAGACAAUGGUCGUUGUGUUAACUGUAGUCUGAUAUCAGCCCUAUUAUCCAGGCUCGAACAGCUGGAAGCGCGUCUUAGCUCAAUGGAAGCUAAACCAGCUAGCCAUGUUGUUGUCACCCGGAGCGCUAGCCGCGCUAGUAAAGCUGACUUAGCUAGCAUCCCACUGCCCUCUCAGCAGUCGGGGAAUCCCCAGGAUGAGUUUAUACAGGUUGGGAAGAAGCAAAGAGCUAAACCGAAGCACGCAGAGCACCCGGAUCUCCCUGUAUGGAACAGGUUUUCUCCGCUCAGUAACGCACCAACUGAACCAAAAACCCUGGUCAUCGGCUCCUCCGAGGUCAGACACGUAAAGCUAAAGGGAGCUACAGUUAGAUGUUACCCGGGAGCCAGAGUUGGUGACAUCGAAGGAAACCUCCGAAUGUUAGCCCAGAGUAAGGCGAGGUUCCGUCGGGUCGUAAUUCACGCUGGCGGCAACGACGCCUGACAGAGACCGUAACAGCCCCAAAUAUUUACACAUUUUUUUUGGUGUUUUAAUUUGUACUUAACAUGCGCUAUCUAGUGGUGAAAACCAGUGGAACAUACUAUAUUAAAAAGGUUUCACCCGGACUAGUUUUAACUGCGCACACACCCUGCUAGACGCUCGCUGCUGCAGACACAUGAAGUUCCCCGGGAAGAUCUGUAUAAAUCAGACAAAAAUGUUACAGAAUUAUCAAUGAAACUAUUUGUUUAUUAUGUUUUAGUAAAGGAAAGAAAGAAAUAAUCUCAAGCCAUCCAAGAUAUUAGCCCCUCGUGGAUGCUCGCCCACGAGGUUUGUGUGUUUUUAUUUUGUAUUUAAUUAAAGUUUUUGUACACGGUAAGCUGUGGAAUUGAUGUUAAUGCUUUUUUAUUGUGUUUCUUUGCUGUCAGUUCUCACGGGUUGUGAAGACACAAUAAACCCUGUUUUAAAAUCA